Molecule: messenger RNA, 2487 nt
Organism: Stylonychia lemnae
Lineage: Eukaryota; Ciliophora; Spirotrichea; Sporadotrichida; Oxytrichidae
Source: the annotation of a GenBank genome assembly
AUGGAUAAGAUAUCACCUGAAUUAGAGAACUUUCCUUAAUUCAAUGAGUAGGAGGAUAAGAUCUUUUUGAAAGAUUUUGAAUUAGAGCAGAAUGAGCAUUUCAUCAAGUUUGUGUUUAUACCAUAUUUCAAAGAUAUCUAUUUGGAUCUGUUUACAAAGAGUGAUAAGGCAGGCAAAGGUAUCAAUAAAAUCGUGUUUUAGGAGUAUGCUAACUUGCCAGGAUUGCUAGGUGAAAGAUUGUUUAAAAUUAUUGAUGAAAACGGUGACUAGUUCCUAGAUUAGAAGGAAUUCAUUCAUGCAAUGUUUAAGAUAUACUAUUCCAAAUUAGAAUCAAAGAUUAAACUAGUUUUUGACAUAACGACCAAAGUAGAUCACUUCCCAAAGGUUAAAAAGAGGGCAUGUUUACAUAAAAAGGAGGUGGAAGAAUUAACGAAGAAUUUUCUUCUGAGAUGCUUCUAUCAGUAAAUAAUUCAUUCAACUAAGGAUAAUUUGUAGAUUAUGAGUGUGCUAUAAGACUGUCUGCCUUGCUCAGAUAACUUUUUCAGAUUCUAGGGCAAUUAUGAUAAAUUUAUGCAGAAGAAAGCAAGAGAAACUAACUCUCCGAUUUCAUAUUCACCACCAAGGCAGUUGGCCUCUCCCAAAUAGAUUGGUAGACUCUCACCUAUCAACAACUUGCUAAAUAAAGAGUAAUAAAUGAGAAAACAGAUGCUAAAUAUUGAUACAUAAGCCUAGUAGAAUUUAUUAAGAUAUGCUGCAAACAAAGACCAUAUAGAUAAAUUGAAGGAAAUGAGAGUAAAUGAAGAUGAGAUAAUAGAAGCAAAUAUUAAAGCUAAAAAUGAAUAGAUUGAACAGCAGUUAAUUGAUUAAAUGCAGUUGUCUCUGACACUUGAAGAUAAAGAUAAUACAAUAAAUUCAAUCCCUAUAUCUAAAUUCAAACCUAAUUAAAUACAGAUGAUGGAGGGUAAACUGUGUAAAUAGUAAUCGAUUUAAGACAAGGAGGAAAGUAAAUCUGAGCCUAAAUCUCCAGUACAUUUCCGCGAAGCUAUUAGACUUCCAAAUAUCGGUACUCUGAAAUCAAAGUUGGAAGAGGGCUAUGACAAUAAACUAUAAACAGAAAAUGAGGCUAUUAAUUCACCAACUAACUUCCUCAGCAAAUAAAAUUAAGGCUCCAGUCCUUAAUCAAAUUAAAUAGUAUUUGAUAACUUCAUGUCUUCAACAAAGUUAGAAGAAUAUGACUAGUAUGAAGGAGAAAUAUUGAGAAAAGCUCCUGGUGGUAAAUACAAAAGAUAUUGGUUCUGUCUAUUAGGAAAAGAGCUUUAUUGCUAUAAGAAAAAGAACGAGGAAAAGCACAAAGGAAUGCAUAGUUUAGUAGGUGCAUUUAUUAAGGAGGAUGAGCCAGAGCUGCUCCCAGACGGUCAAAACUACAUCUAUCCAUUUAGGAUCAUUUUUCCUCCAAAUAAAAGCAGAACAUAUUAUUUAUUGGUAAAAUCUGAAAGAGAUAGUUGGCUUAAAGUAAUUAAGGCAGCUAUAGGUUAUGCAGUUAUUGAAGAUUUCUAUGAAAUCAAAUAAGAUCUUGGAAGAGGUAAAUUUGGUUAGGUAAAGUUAGCUAUUCACAAAAAGACAUAGAAAAAAGUUGCAGUUAAAGUCAUCAAGAAAAAAGACAUGAGUUUAGGAGAGGUCGAACUGUAAAAAAGAGAGAUUGAAGUCUUAAAGAUCUGUUAACAUCCAAAUAUCAUUCGGCUGUUAGAUGUUUUUGAAAAUCCAGAUUAUAUUUAUAUCGUCCUUGAGCAUAUGGCUGGAGGAGAUCUAUUUAAUUAUCUUGAGAGAAGAGAGUUCAAAAUAACUGAAGAUAAAGCUAGAAAUCUAACUCAUUAAAUUGCCUCUGCUUUAUAUUAUCUACAUAGCUAUGGUAUCGUUCACAGGGACAUUAAAUUAGAAAAUAUCUUAAUGGUAGAUUAAUCAAAUGAUAGUGAACUGAAGCUAGUAGAUUUUGGCCUUUCUAAAAUUCUUGGUCCAAAUGAGACAACAAAUGAUCCUUUUGGAACUUUGUCAUAUGUUGCUCCAGAGGUACUACUUCAAAGACCAUAUGCAAAGAGUGUUGAUCUUUGGAGUCUUGGUGUGAUCAUUUAUAUUCUUUUGAGUGCUAUGCUACCAUUUGAUGCUGAUGAUUAGAAGGAAGCAGCUAGAAGAAUCAUCUAUGAGCCUGUUCCAUUUACUCAUCCAAUUUGGGACUUUGUUACCGUAGAAGCAAAAGAUCUUAUUGCCAGAUUACUUGACAAGGACAGAUAUAAAAGAAUCACUUUAGAUGAAGUGCUGACUCAUCAGUGGGUAUGCAAGAGAAAUAUGGAUAUCUAAGAGAUGAGAAGAAAGUCAGGAGAUCUUGAAAAAUUUGUACUUUAUACAAAUGCUAACCUAGAUAAAAACACUCUAUAAAAUCAGCAAAAUAGCGCCGCAAUUCAAAGUACUUCAAACAAUAUGAACCCAUGA